Cucurbitaria berberidis CBS 394.84 is the source of this 1575-nucleotide messenger RNA. Its product is annotated as putative Myo-inositol transporter 1. NCBI's taxonomy places the organism in Eukaryota, Fungi, Ascomycota, Dothideomycetes, Pleosporales, Cucurbitariaceae. The transcript has 4 exons. Bases 1 to 1575 code for a protein of 524 amino acids. Gene Ontology annotation, cellular component: membrane. Gene Ontology annotation, molecular function: carbohydrate:proton symporter activity. The record is from RefSeq and is a predicted model, not a curated record. Gene Ontology annotation, biological process: carbohydrate transport; transmembrane transport.
AUGUUCAAGACACCGCAUUACAACUGGUACGGGCGAGGUUUCAAGCUUAGGGUCGCCAUCACAGUCGUAUGUCAGCUCGCUUUCGUGCUCUUCGGGUAUGACCAGGGUGUAUUCUCGGGGAUUGUCGGAAAUAAAGACUUCCUUGACACAUUCGAUCACCCAUCGCCCGGUCUCGAGGGCAUCAUUGUCUCCAUCUAUAACCUGGGAUGCUUUACAGGAUGUAUUCUCAGCUUCAUCUUCUGCGAGAAGACGGGACGGCGACUUGCCAUGUGGAUAGCUAUGGUGUGGAUCAUUGUUGGUGGCGCUCUCCAAGCUAGUGCAUACUCCGUGCCACACAUGAUGAUCGCGCGCUUCCUCACAGGUAUCGGCACGGGCAUCGAAACCUCCACCGUCCCCAUGUACCAGAGCGAGCUGUGUGAAGCAAGCAAGCGCGGCCGCCUCGUAGCUUCGGAGCCCCUCUUCGUCGGCUUUGGAAUAGAAGUUGCGUACUGGUUCGAUUAUGGCAUGAGCUUCUCCUCUGGAUCUAUUGCCUGGCGCCUACCUAUUGCGUGCCAAGUGAUCUUCGCCAUCCUGGUCAUUAUCAUGGUCUUUGGACUCCCCGAGUCACCUCGCUAUCUCUACGCGCAUGGCCGCCACGAGGAAGCGUUACAGAUUCUCUGCGAUGUAUACGACGGCACGCCGGACGACCCCAAGAUCGCAAAGGAGAACCAGGAAGUGCUCGAAGCGUUGAAAAUUGAGCAAGAGCAUGGAGAGUACAAGUGGAGUCAGCUACUCAAAAAGGACAAGGUGCAGACGGGACGGCGCGUGCUGCUAGCGUACGGUGCGCAGUUCAUGAAUCAGAUGGGCGGAAUUAACCUCGUAGUGUACUACAUCACAUCGGUGCUGCAGAUAAACGUUGGCCUGACGAGGAAUCUGUCGCUACUGUUAGGAGGAGUGAUCAACCUCAUGUUUUUCCUCGGUUCACUCCUUCCAACCUUCACGCUUGACCGGACGGGCCGUCGCAAACCCAUGAUGUGGGGCUCCUUCGGAUGCGGCAUGUCCAUGAUGCUCAUCGCCAUUCUCCUGAGCUUCCAGCCGCGGGGCGGUCCGAUUGCGAAGGCUACUGCGUCUGGCAGUGUUGCUUUCUUCUUCACGUACAUGCUGUCCUUCGGCAUGACAAUGAACUGCAUACCAUGGGUCUAUGUUCCAGAAAUCCUCCCACUACAUGUUCGUGCAAAAGGCACAGCUGUUGGAAUCUCAGCAAAUUGGAUCUGGAACUUUUUCGUCGUGAUGAUUACGCCGACACUGCUGAACUCGCUCAAAUGGAAAGGCUAUCUGAUCUUCAUGGUUCUCAAUUUUUCCUUCAUUCCGCUAGUGUACUUCUGCUACCCCGAAACUGCCAACCUUACUCUCGAAGAGGUUGAUUGGCUCUUCUACGAAGGCAACGUCGUGAGCCGCAGUCGCCGCGUCGCUAAGAAAGGCUGGGAACAGGCGGAAGGAGCGCAUCCAGCUGGGGUUCUAGAGACGGGUAGUAUGUCGAGCGGGAAGAAAGCAGUGGCUGCCGUGGAAAAAAAGGAGGAGCAUAAUGGGCUAUGA